ACGGCUUUCCUCGUGUUAUUUUUUUUAAAGCUGUGUCAGAACGCAAAGUGUCCUCUCUAGAACGUGCAAUUUUUCAAUGACCGACGUUUGAAACACUGUCAUUUUGUUAGUUCUUCAAAGACGUCGUUGAUUACUGGAACUGACAGUUACAAUGUUUUCUUGUACUUCCAAGACUACAGUUUUCAAAGGCAAUCAAGGAAUGUUAAUUACAACCAGGAUAGAUCUGUCCGAUUUUAAUUUAGUAAGUAAACUAAUUUCGAUCAUGUUAGCUGAUAAUAUAUAUUACAUGUCUCAAAAUCAAAUUAUAGAAUCAAUCUUUUAGCAAAUUGUUUGAUCCUCCUGAAACAUGUAAUCUGCAGUCCAAAAACAAAACGGGAAACGAGACAAUACCCAAAAAUAUAUAAUAUAUAUAUAUAACAAGUGUUUUAUUAUUAUUAUUAUUAUAUUAUUAUUAUUAUUAUUAUUAUUAUUAUUAAAGAAAGAUCAGAGGAAAAUGCUAGGUUGUUGAAAAAGUAAUGUUAAUAACACACUAGAAAUGCUACUGAAGAAACUGAUAAAGGACAUUAAUAAAAAUAAAAGCAAAAGAGGGAAAAUUUGAAAAUUGUGAAAUAAUAUUUAUGAGACCCAUUUAUUGCAAAGAGAAUGAAAAGUUCCGAAAUCUCCCAUCUACAGAAGGUAAAAUUUAGUUUGAAUGCAAUAUUUUGUACAAAUGGAAGAAUAUAAUAAAGUUUAUAAGUAAUUAUGAGCAAUCGGCUAUAUAUAUAUAUAUAUAUACUGAAUGGAAAUAGUAUUAAAAUAAAAAUCUAUUAAUCACAUCUCUGGAAGAAAUUCGUGAGAACAAAAUUUAAAAUGUUCUACAAAAAACCGUUAAAGUCUGCAUCAUUAGCGACAGAGACUAAAAUCACAAGACCGAAUGUUAAAGUUUCUAAUCAUCAAACUGAGACGGAAAGUAACCCUACCGUUUUGAGGAAGGUUAUCUAUUACCAGAACCGGUUUGUUGUGAUAGAUACCGUUCAGAAAAAUGAUCUGUCUCCGUCGCUUCCUAAAAAUUCCCAAAAUGAUACAGUCGAGGAUAGUACGGCCAUUGGUUCUUCUAGUGAAGCAAAAGGUGUUAAAAAUAAUAUUGAUAACGGUAGCACAAAAUUCUCCAAAUUGGCAACUAUUGAUGAGGUUCCGACGGAAAAAGAGGAAAGUUCAUUUGAAAUUAGUGAGGACCCUGCUGAAAGAGAUAAAAACAAUACAAAUAAAAAGAAUAUGCAAGAUAAAAAUAAUGCCUAUCUGUUAAGUAAUAAAAAUAACAUUCUGUAUGAUAAUGUUGAAAAUGCUUCUAACUGUUCAUUUUUGUGGUCAUCACACCCCAGUCUUAGUGCUUUAACUCUGGCAAAGACCCCUUCCGAGAGCAGCCUGAUUGAUAGCUACGAGGCGAUCGUCUCUAGUAGUUCAAAAGUUGUAUGUCCAUUAGCGAGUGUAAAUGUUAUUCAAGCAAGCGACGUUGACUUACUCGGUAAUGUGACAAUGACAGCGGCAGCUAUAGCCGCUGCGAUCAGUGGCAUCACUAUCAAUAUUUCAAAUACAACGACAGCUGCAGUAGCAGAUCCCCAGGUAACCUGCAGCACCGGAAAAUUGCUAGAGCGCGUGCGCACUGAAAAAGCUGAUGCCAGUCACUUGCCUACAUUCCUGCCAUCAGCCGGCUUGGCCUCACCAGCAGACGACGCUUUCAGUUCGCAUGAAGACGCGUCCGAUCUCCGCAGCCACCAUCGGCUUGAUAGCGCUGUCACGGACAGCACAGCCGAAGAUUCACCGAGCAAAAGUAGUGAAAACAGCACUAAAUCUCCAGAUAGCCAAGAUAACAUUUUUCAAGGAGUUCCCACUUAUAAAUCACACACUCAAAGAGAAAGUGAACGAAGCUACAAUUACGAUUAUCAAGGUGAACAGAGAGAGAAAACAGAAGAAAAAAAAGAAGAGGAAAUAGAAGCAAAACGAAAUAAAAAGGACAGCUGUAGAAGGAAAGAAUUUAAAAGAAAUAAAUACGGACGACACAGCACGGGUGUGAAUGUAACUUUUCCUGAAAAAAAUGUCCUUAAAGAUUCAAAACAUUUUAAAUUGACAGACUGUGAUAACGACGAUGUCAGUGGUGAUAAGAGAGUUUUAAAAGAAAAGCAAAUCGGCGCUACAGAUAGAGGAAUAAUAAUUACAUCAACAACAGUAAAAGCAACAACGGUAACGAAAAGAAAACCAACAUCAAAAACAGCAGCUACAGCAACAACAACAACUGUCAGAGCAGACGCAGUAGCAAGAUCAUCACCAGCAUCAACAGCAUCAGUAGCAGCAGCAUCCCCAGUUACCAUGGAUACGCGGAGCAUCGAGAUAAUAGUGAACGAUGAAAACGAGACAAGUCAUGUAGGGUACAGCAGCAGCAGCAGAGGUGGCGGGGGCGGCGGUGCAGCAGGAGGAGAAGGAGGAGGAUGCAGAAGAAGUAGGGAAGGAACUGGAGAUGUAGACAAUUUCAACAGCGACGGUGAACCCGGUAAUAGUAGUCGUGUCAGUGGCGUCCGCUCCCUCAGCGGAGGGUCGCUCCCAUCUGGUGCAUCUCUGAACGCAACCAAGGGACGGACUUCGGUGAAAAGAGCUGCGAGUCGGAACAACAGCAGGGCUUCUAUCCAGAAUAAAAGCAGUAUGGAGAAGAACAUGACAUGGAAAAGGAUAUCAAAGAUACUGUUAGAUGACCGGAUGGGUGAUAUUGAUGACCGUGAGAAGGUACUAAACCUAGAUGAACCAGGGCAGUACCGAGUGUUGAAGAAAGUACUAAAUAUACUUUUUGUCACCAUAGGGAUCGCUCUGUUACUGGCCGUUAUUGUCGUUGUUAUCUACACUGCCAUAGUGUAAAGAGAGAGAUGCCCGAUGAUCACCCGUUGAUUCAAGAGCUUCGCUUCCGGCUUGGGCUGCUACCAUUGCUGUCCUGAUGCCAGUCACCGUCCGUGCAUUCACAUCCAAUGGAAAAUAUGAAGAACAGUUUGCUGAUGAUCAACACAUCACAGCUUGAUACUACAUCAUUGGCAAUGAGUUCAAAGUUUGCCAGGAUAAGUAAUAUUCUUUUGUCUAAGGUCUUUGUGGCUACAAGUGAGGAUCAAACUGAGCCAGGCUUUUUCUGAGGUGUAUUUGUAUAUGUGCGAAAUUUCUUUUAUAUUUACUGUGAUUUAACUGAUAACUCGUAAAGUGAAACAAAGACAUUUAUUUUUCACCAAUAUUCACUAAAAAGAAUCAAGCAUUUAUGGCUGGAAGGGGGCAACAUAUUUACCAUUGUCUUUGCACGAUAAAGAGUCUGCUGAAAAGUUUCAUCCACUGCCUUUUUAAACCUACCAGGCAUUGCUUUGAUGCGUCACGUUUAGUGAGCAGCAUCAAGUAAUAGUUAAAAGUGAAAUUUUUGGUAAAAUGAAAAAAUCAUUUUUAGAAAGGUAACCUUCAAAUGAUUUGACCUGAUAAAAAGGGUACUGUUCCUUUCUACAUCGUAUUGUUUUUUUUUUUUUUUGUGAGGGAGAGAGGAAUACGGGGGAUGCUAAAUAGACAUGCUGAACAACAUUUAUGUUAGUUUGCAUGUACGCAUUUUUUUUACCUGUUCUGAUACAUAAAAUGUAUAUAUGCAGUCUUAUAUACAUAUAUUUUUGUGUGUGCAUGUGUUUGGCUGUGGGUAUGUAUGUGUAUGCUGUGUAAAAAUCCAAGACAUGUUUGGCCUCAAUAAUAUUGCAAUCAUUGCCUCAAAAACCAUUCACGCUAACAUUUCCAUGAUUCAGGUAAAUUCACAAAAUGUUUCUUGUCAACAAUCUUGACACUUUCUGAAACAGAAAAA
Octopus sinensis (East Asian common octopus) is the source of this 3847-nucleotide messenger RNA. RefSeq lists its product as uncharacterized. The transcript is spliced from 3 exons. The record is from RefSeq and is a predicted model, not a curated record. The coding region runs from base 850 to 2886 and encodes 678 amino acids. Lineage: Eukaryota; Metazoa; Mollusca; Cephalopoda; Octopoda; Octopodidae.